This is a messenger RNA of Xiphophorus maculatus (southern platyfish), 2199 nucleotides long. RefSeq names its product cholinergic receptor nicotinic alpha 9 subunit (gene chrna9a). The coding region runs from base 45 to 1706 and encodes 553 amino acids. Gene Ontology annotation, cellular component: synapse; neuron projection; postsynaptic membrane. Lineage: Eukaryota; Metazoa; Chordata; Actinopteri; Cyprinodontiformes; Poeciliidae. The record is from RefSeq and is a predicted model, not a curated record. Gene Ontology annotation, biological process: nervous system process; chemical synaptic transmission; signal transduction. The transcript has 7 exons. Gene Ontology annotation, molecular function: transmembrane signaling receptor activity; acetylcholine-gated monoatomic cation-selective channel activity.
UAAAUAAUUGAUCACAUUGCGAGAGAGGAGCAAAAAAAAAAAAAAUGAGGAGAACAGCAGUGAUGGUUUGGAUAAGUCUUUUGGUGCAAGUGUCCCAUGGUGCUCAGGGUCAUUAUGCCCAGAAGCUUCUGAAUGACCUGAUGGAGGACUAUUCCAACGCUCUGAGACCUGUGGAGGACACAGACAAGGCCCUCAAUGUCUCCCUUCAGAUCACGCUGUCACAGAUCAAAGACAUGGAUGAAAGGAACCAGGUGCUCACCACCUACCUGUGGAUACGGCAGGUCUGGCACGAUGCCUACCUGAAGUGGGACAAAGAGGACUACGACGACUUAGAGAUGAUUAACAUCCCCAGUGAUUUGGUUUGGAAACCUGACAUUGUUCUCUACAACAAAGCCGAUGAGGAGUCCUCAGAGUCGCCCAGCACUAAUGUGAAGCUUCGUUAUAACGGAGAGAUCGUGUGGGACUCUCCGGCCAUCACAAAGAGCUCAUGUGUGGUGGACGUCUCCUACUUCCCCUUUGACUGGCAGUCAUGCAAUCUCACCUUUGGUUCCUGGACCUACAAUGGCAACCAGGUGGACAUCAGUUUGGGCAUGGACAGCGGCGACCUGUCCGACUUUGUGGAGAACGUGGAGUGGGAGUGUCACGGCAUGCCUGCAGUCAGGAAUGUGAUGAUGUAUGGCUGCUGCUCAGACCCGUACACAGAAAUCACCUACACUUUGCUCCUUAAGCGCCGCUCCUCCUUCUACAUCUUCAACCUGCUCCUGCCCUGCUUCCUCAUCUCGUUCCUGGCUCCGCUGGGAUUCUACUUGCCAGCCGACUCGGGAGAGAAGGUGUCUCUGGGGGUCACGGUGCUACUGGCGCUCACCGUGUUUCAGCUGCUGGUGGCUGAGAGCAUGCCUCCUGCUGAAAGCAUGCCCUACAUAGGGAAGUACUACAUUGCCACCAUGACAAUGAUCACAGCUUCCACGUCCCUCACCAUCUUCAUCAUGAACAUCCAUUUCUGUGGUGCAGAAGCCAAACCGGUUCCGCAGUGGGCGAAAGUGCUAAUCAUCGACUACAUGUCGAAAAUCUUUUUCGUCUAUGAAGUGGGGGAGAACUGUACGACACCGGAGAGCAAGAGGACCCCGCUGUACCCAGAGGAACCUAUGGGCGAUAAGGGUUGUUACUAUGAUGACAGCUGCCAUAAUGGCUCCUACCAUCACGACGGCGAGUUGUACAGGUACAGCAACGGCCAAGCUGUGCAUCAUCACAGCAAGCAUUACAAAAGCCAUGCGAAUGGCAACGCCAACGGUAGAUAUCACUAUUACAACAACCACAACAACCGUCCUUCCACAUUGGAGCGAGGCGAAAUGAAACAAGAGCCCACUCAACACUACCACCACAUCAGACGGGACCAACUGGACUAUCAGGCUCCUCCGCACUUCCGAAACCUUCAGCACCUGAAUGGGGGGGUUAAGGAGCAAAAUCUCUACUCUUCAGAGAAAAUUCAACUCCCAUCUUGCCCCUGCUGCUGUCCCUGCCUCCAACAUAAACAGGUGGUAAAAAACAUUCAGUACAUUGCCAACUGCUUCCGAGAGCAGAGAGCCACCUGUGCAAAGGUAGCAGAGUGGAAGAAAGUUGCCAAGGUGAUGGAUAGAUUUUUUAUGUGGAUCUUCUUCGUCAUGGUGUUUCUCAUGAGCAUCCUCAUCAUUGCCAAGGCAUCCUGACAAAGUCCUCCAGCAUUACUGGUCCUCAGUGUUACUACUUUCAUCAACGUCAGCAUCUUAUAAAACUGUAUUGCUCUCAAAAAGACAAUGAAUGUGGUUGUAAAGAUGAAUUUUUCCUUCUCAUCAUGUUGCUGCACACAGAUUUAACCACGUACUUCACCUAAAGCCUCCUCCAGUCCUCUUGGGUAGUUAAAGUCAGGUGUGCUCGCAUGUGUCACAACGUACUGGAGCGGUAAGACAAUCCUGGCUCUUCCCUCGAACAUGCAUGGACUCUGCAUUAUUGACGAGGUAACAGUCAGACAUCCAGCAGUAGGCAUUGUGUUUCUGACAUUAAGCAAUCAGAUGCUAUUUCCAAGUUUGAUCUGUGUACAGUCAUAUCUAAUAAAUUAGAAGAUUAUUGAAAAGUCCAUUUAUUUCAGUUAAUUAUAUUCACUUAGUGAAAUAUUAUAUUGGCUAAAUAAAAGAUUGAUAUUUUUCAAGCCUUUAUUUUCUG